GCGGCUCGUCGUCUCGCCUCGCUGGCCGCUGGCGUCGCCCGUCAUGGCGCGCCAUCGCACGCCUCUCUCUCUCCCGCGGUCCACGGCGUUGCUCGUCAUCCCCCGUAGCACCGUUGAUCGCCACGCGCGUCCUCUCGCCUCGGUCUCGUUUCGUGUCAUGUGGCGCGCGUCGCCUCCGCGGCGCUCGUCGUGUCCCCCGUGGUCGCGUGCACCCCUGAUGUUUGUCGCGCGCGCCGAGAAAUCGGCGCCGCGACGCCGACACUCGGGGAGCGUCGAGCGCCGAGCCUCGGCGGUGCGAGUUCCCGUUUUUGUGUUGUGAUUGUCGCUUUAUUGAUUUUUUUCUCCUUAAUUCGCGCGAGUGUAACGGACGACGCGCUCCGGGGAGAACGACGUCGUCGUCGACGUGCCACGGGGAUGUUUUCAGUUUUGUCGAUGUUCGAAAUGGUUUAUUUUCUAGACACGCUCGGCGUUUCCUCGCGAUGUAGACUCGCGGUAUUUAAGAUAGAUUUCAAAACCGGUGGAUGAUGAAAGAUUAAUGAAUAUAGGUGUUACUGUACGAAUUAAAUGCUUCAAUCAUGACGAGUAAUGUAGCAACGAUAAAGUUGGAAGAGGAACAAGAAUCUGUCACAGAGAUACAAACUUACUUAGAAACAUUUAAUAAGGAAAUAGAGGGAGGACAAGGAGAGCAACUGCAUGUGCAAUUACAACAAGUGGAAGGAUUGUCUGGUGGAGAAGAAGGUGGAACAUACUUUGUUGAUCAAUCUGGUCAAUAUUAUUAUCAGGCAAAUAGCGAUGAACCGCCUGUGAUGACACAAGUGCAAAUACAAGAAGUAGAAGAAACUGAUGUACAAAAUGAAGGGGAAGCAAAUCAAGAUGAACAGUAUCAUGAAAUUGAAGAGCUUGAAAAUGCCGAUGGUGAUGAAGAUGGACAAGUAGCCACUAAUGAAAACAAUCAAGUUGUAAUUAAUUCUGCUGAUGCAUAUCAAACUGUCACGAUUGUACCAUCUGACACAAAUCCUGGAGAAGUUAGUUAUGUUCUGAUAGUUCAGCAACCUGAAUCUGAAGAAAAAGAAAGUAAACCUGCAGAAAAUGAAACAAUAGCAACAACAGCAACAGCAACCGCAGCAGAAGGAGAAGAGGCAGAAGGUGAACAAGAUCUCACUGUAUAUGAUUUUGAAGAUAAUGAAGACAAUGAAGCUCCAGUUGAAUCCGAAGCGGAAGAUGAUAAGACGAAAAUUGUUAAAUUUCUUCCUAAAAAAUCUCAAACUAUAACACAGGCCCAUAUGUGUAACUACUGCAAUUACACCAGCCCAAAACGGUAUCUUUUAUCACGGCACAUGAAAUCUCACUCAGAGGAAAGACCACAUAAAUGUAGUGUUUGUGAGAGAGGAUUUAAAACUUUGGCUUCGCUUCAGAAUCAUGUGAAUACUCAUACUGGGACCAAGCCUCAUCAUUGCAAGUUUUGUGAGAGUGCAUUUACGACUUCUGGUGAACUUGUAAGACAUGUUCGGUACAGACACACUCAUGAAAAACCUCACAAAUGUCAUGAGUGCGAUUAUGCCUCUGUUGAGCUAUCAAAAUUGAAAAGACAUAUUAGAUGUCACACAGGCGAGCGACCUUAUCAGUGUCCACAUUGUACAUAUGCAAGUCCAGAUACAUUUAAAUUGAAACGUCACCUUCGCAUUCAUACUGGAGAAAAACCAUAUGAAUGCGAUUUUUGUCAAGCGAGAUUUACUCAAUCAAACAGUUUAAAAGCACAUAAAUUAAUUCAUAAUGUAGGCGAUAAACCAGUAUUUCAGUGUGAAUUAUGUCCAGCUACAUGUGGCAGGAAAACGGAUCUCAGGAUCCAUGUGCAAAAAUUACAUACUUCUGAUAAACCUUUAAAAUGUAAACGUUGUGGAAAAACAUUCCCGGAUAGAUAUAGUUAUAAAUUGCAUAGCAAAACUCAUGAAGGAGAGAAAUGUUACAAGUGUGAUUUAUGUCCGUAUGCGUCUAUAUCGGCGCGUCAUUUGGAGAGUCACAUGCUCAUUCAUACCGAUCAAAAGCCGUAUCAAUGUGAUCAUUGCUUUCAAUCAUUUAGGCAAAAACAGUUACUCAAACGGCACUGCAAUCUCUAUCAUAAUCCUUCGUACGUUCCUCCUCCACCACAAGAAAAAACGCAUCAAUGUCCCGAAUGUGAAAGAGCAUUUAGACACAAAGGUAAUCUUAUUCGACAUAUGGCUGUUCAUGAUCCAGAGUCAUCUCUUCAAGAAAAACAGCAGGCUUUGAAAAUUGGCAGACAGAAAAAAAUACAAAUUAUUGAUGGUCAACGUGUUGAAGUAAUGACAGGUGAUUUAGCUUCUAAACUUAAAGGUUAUGAAGAUGAAGAAGAGGAAGAAGAUGAAGAUGACAUGAUGGCAGUCCAAGGCACUGAUGGUCAACAAUAUGUUGUACUUGAAGUUAUCCAAUUAGCUGACAAUCAAGGAACUGAUCAGAUGGCUGUAGUUGCAAAUGAAGAUGGAGAAUUAGUAAUGCAAGAUCCUUUAAGUCAAGAAAGUGGUAUAGUAGCAGAAACAGGAGAAGAAGUUGAUGAAGCAGAUGAAGAUAUAGAAAUGCAAGAUUUAAAAAUAGAAUCUAUUACCUCCAGUCCACCUAAAUCUUCUACACAAAACACACAAAGUGAUCCAAAGUUGCAAAAGGAAAUGGAAACCUGUUUUGGUUUUGAUGAAGAGGAAGAAGAAGAAGAAAGCAGUAAUAUAAACAUGUUACAGACAAUUUCGUAAUAACAAAUAUAAGAAGAAUGUAUCUAUUUAAUAGUCCAAUGUUUUACUUUGGUCCCAGUGUUAGUGUACGUACCCCCCAAAAAAAUCAUUAAAACCGAAAAAAAUUAUAUAUACUGUGUACAGAAAAAAACUGUGAGUGCAGUGUACUGCUAUUUAAAAAUAUCCAAAAAAUGACACUAAUUGUGAUUCAGGUAUGAUAAUUGAAAUUUGAAUUUUUUUUCUUUUAAAAUGUGAUUUAUUAAUUGCUUAAAGUCAUGUUUUAGUCUAUUAAUUGAAUCAUAAUUGACAGUUGUUCAAUAAUAUAUAAAUAAUACGUAAAGAUAACAUGUAAAACACGUAGAUUAUAAAAACGCGUAGAUUAUAAAAAAUUUACAAAUAAAAUUAUAUAUAUAAAUUAAAUUAAAAAGUGCAAGCACCUUUUUGUGAUCUCAGCAACCUCCACGACAAGCGCAAUAUGUUUCCCUCCAGUUCCAGUUGUUAAGAAAGGAAAUACAUGACAAUAGUCGGAAGCAUUGCCAAAACAAUCGACAAAUCAUUUUAUAAGCUGAGGAAUAGCAUAAAGAGAGAAAAAAUGAAACCAAGGUUGGUUUUCAAUGUUAAAAGGAUACGACUUAUCCAUCACGAAACACCGAAAAUCACAUGAAUCGGAAUGCAACUGUCAGUCAAACAAAACUUUGACAAUAAUAUGAUAUUGAUGAUGUAUAAACAAACAUAAGUCAACAUUUUUUACGACAAACGUCAAGUUUAACUUUCGAUAAAUUCUCUAUUGAGAUAUAUGGCGCAAACUUUUCUUGAACUCUAGAAGUUUAAGCUAUUUUAUUGGUUUUUGACAUCAAUCGCUUUCCACCUCGUGCGAACUAAUUAUUCAAUUAUGAUCCAUGAGAACGUAAUGUUACGAUAUAUUUCUAAUGAUGUGAUUGUGAUACUUAACCAAUUGUGUUUUUAAGAGUCUACUUGUCUAUUCAACAUAUGAAACAUCGCAAUCUUUACGGAAGAUCUUAUAUACCACAUUGCUGUGUUCAUUUGGUAGAGCAUCUUUAUAUAUAAGAAUAAACUGUUAUAAUUGAUUAAUUCUAAUAUAUGAUAGACUUGUGUACAAACUGUAGAUCACAGACUUGAAUUGUU
Camponotus floridanus (Florida carpenter ant) is the source of this 3887-nucleotide messenger RNA. RefSeq names its product transcriptional repressor CTCFL. Gene Ontology annotation, molecular function: DNA-binding transcription factor activity; RNA polymerase II cis-regulatory region sequence-specific DNA binding; chromatin insulator sequence binding. Gene Ontology annotation, biological process: epigenetic regulation of gene expression; negative regulation of transcription by RNA polymerase II; positive regulation of DNA-templated transcription. The coding region runs from base 576 to 2762 and encodes 728 amino acids. Lineage: Eukaryota; Metazoa; Arthropoda; Insecta; Hymenoptera; Formicidae. The record is from RefSeq and is a predicted model, not a curated record. The transcript has 13 exons.